AUGCCCCAUGGCAUUCUCUGUCUGGCGCAGCAUAUCACCCUCUGGCUUCUCGUUCUUCCAGGAUCAUUCUCAUAUCCUUCGAAAGUCAUCAUUAAAUCUUUCACAACAUCUUUUGACGAAGCCCAUGUAGCAGUGCAAGCCUUACAGUUCGCUGCUGAUGAGAUUAACACGGGACCGGAAGCACCGUUCAGGCUUGGAUACGAUCACUAUGACGUCGAGACUGGGUCCUCAGAGGGUUGGAGUGUGGUGAACAAAGGCGAGUUUCUUUUGUAUCCCCUACUGUUACAUCCUAGAAGCUGCCUAGAUCAACAGAGAUUGCUGGAAUCCCAGAUUUUAUCGUCUCUCAACAUUGACAGUUAUCAAUCUCUGAGUGAAGAAAGCGCUAGGAAGAAGUAA
Messenger RNA from Strongylus vulgaris, 396 nucleotides. The record is from the annotation of a GenBank genome assembly. NCBI's taxonomy places the organism in Eukaryota, Metazoa, Nematoda, Chromadorea, Rhabditida, Strongylidae.